This is a messenger RNA of Perkinsus marinus ATCC 50983, 1416 nucleotides long. RefSeq lists its product as hypothetical. The record is from RefSeq and is a predicted model, not a curated record. The transcript is spliced from 13 exons. Lineage: Eukaryota; Perkinsozoa; Perkinsida; Perkinsidae. Gene Ontology annotation, molecular function: calcium ion binding; voltage-gated sodium channel activity. Gene Ontology annotation, cellular component: plasma membrane; voltage-gated sodium channel complex. Bases 1 to 1416 code for a protein of 471 amino acids. Gene Ontology annotation, biological process: transmembrane transport; monoatomic ion transport.
AUGCUACACUCCAUAGAGGCGGUAGGGUCCGACGACGUCGACAUCGCUCUCGAUGGAGGUAGCUUCCCACCUAAUGCUGAUGGGAAGGCUCUUAUUUCAGUGUACUCCUUGAAGCUGUUGCGCUCGGAGAUCUCGAUCGUGCUGUCGGACCAUUCGACUGCUGAGCAUGUCUUCACUGCCGUCUUCUUCAUAGAGUGGAUAUUGAGGGUCACUUCUGGUGGAUGGGUGUGGAUGUUUGAUAUGUAUAACUUUCUCGACUUCCUCCUAGUCUUCAUCACCGGUGUGAUGGCUAACUGGUUCCUGGAUCCUCUUGGAGUGGAUGUGAGCCUCCUCAGGAAGCUCACAGUACUCCGUGCUCUGCGUCUGGUACGAUUAGCUCGAGCCGUUCGCCUUAUCCCAAUGUUCAAGGAAAUGUGGUUGCUCUUAGGAGGCUUCCUAGACAGUGCUCUCCUUAUACUAUGGACCCUCAUCAUAAUCACUGUACUCCUAUUCAUGUUCUCCGUAUGGGGUGUUGAGAUCAUUGGCCACAAUGCUGGAGUUGCUGCAGAUCCCGUCACUGCCCCUCUAUUCCCUACGCUCCAUCAAGGCAUGUUCACUCUACUGCAAUUGCCCCUCGAGGUCCUCACAUUGGACACCUGGUCAGACUCAGUGGCUCGGCCUUUGAUGAUCCACUUGCCGAGGGUCGGCCUCUACUUUGCGGUCCUCAUGAAUCUCGUCACAGCAGUUGUGGUCGAGAAUGCCUUUGCUCUCGCACGUAAGGAUGAAGAGCAGCAAGCUAGAGUAAAGCAAGCCCAGAAGAGGAGGGAUAUCCUCGACCUCAAAGACCUCUUUAUGGAGUUGGAUGCUGAUGGCAGUGGCGAGCUGGAUAGGAAAGAGUUCGACCAGGCCUUGGGAGAUUCGAAGAUCGUCGACAAGAUGUCCAGCCUUGGUAUCGAGAGGGAGGACAUGCUGAACAUCUGGGACCUCCUCGAUGAUGGUGAUGGCGUACUUACAAUAGAGGAGUUUACGGGAGGUCUGCGUAUGCUCAAAGGAGGUGCUCGAGCUAAGGAGGUGCUAGUCCUACUCAAGCAACUCCGGCGGGCCAUCGUUGACAGUUGCAUCCUUCUAGCCAAUGAGCUUUCUGACCAAGUAUGGGAGCUGUGCGAAUCUGUUGAAGGGACUGUGAAAGACUUGAGUGAUGUCCGACUAGACCUAGGGAUGGCAGCGACAGCUAUUGGCACCCUCCGUUAUUAUUUCCAACAUAUGUAUGAUGUUCGCCUCUUCUCGUCAGUGAGGGUUCAGCUCAGGAAAGAGAUCCAGCAGGAACGUUUCAAGAAUAAGAGAGCUUAUGAUGGUCCUAAGGCGAGAACCACCGCAUUCCGUGUCGAGUCUUGGCUCUACUGGCCCCCAGCCACCUCAACAUGCUGCUCGCAUUGA